CAAAUCGAUAGUGCCAUCGAUGUUUUUCCACCUCUAAUCCAAAUCUUUCGCAACGAUUGUGCAUACAUACAGUUAUUUAUUAUUGAUGAACUAAACAUAUGUACAUACAUAUGUAAAAUUGUGUUUUAAAGUUAUUUUUUUACUGAUAAUAUGCGACGAAAUGGUCAAUAAUUGUCUUUAACGGAAAUAAGAAUUAAACACUUUAAUAUGGCCACCCAGCAUCAUUAUACCGUUGAAGUCGGUGAUACCAAUUUCACAAUCCUCAGUCGGUACAUUAAGUUAAGGCCAAUUGGAUCUGGAGCCCAAGGAAUCGUUUGUGCUGCUUACGAUACGAUUACCGAACAACACGUCGCAAUUAAAAAGUUAUCUCGACCAUUCCAAAAUGUGACGCAUGCUAAGAGAGCUUAUAGAGAGUUCAAGCUAAUGAAACUUGUGAAUCACAAGAAUAUUAUCGGUUUGCUUAACGCGUUUACGCCUCAGCGCAAUUUAGAGGAAUUCCAAGAUGUUUAUCUUGUAAUGGAGCUGAUGGAUGCUAAUCUAUGCCAAGUGAUUCAAAUGGAUUUGGAUCAUGAUCGAAUGUCGUAUUUGCUUUAUCAAAUGCUAUGCGGAAUCAAGCAUUUGCAUUCCGCUGGAAUUAUACAUAGAGAUUUAAAACCUUCCAAUAUAGUUGUUAAGGCCGACUGUACUCUAAAGAUUCUUGAUUUUGGACUUGCGCGCACAGCGGGUACUACAUUUAUGAUGACUCCCUACGUGGUUACCAGAUACUACAGAGCUCCAGAGGUUAUCUUGGGAAUGGGCUAUACCGAGAAUGUGGACAUUUGGUCUGUUGGUUGCAUUAUGGGUGAAAUGAUUCGCGGUGGUGUUCUCUUCCCCGGUACUGAUCAUAUUGAUCAGUGGAAUAAGAUAAUUGAGCAAUUGGGUACACCAUCGCCAAACUUUAUGCAGAGGCUGCAGCCAACUGUACGCAAUUAUGUUGAAAAUCGUCCAAGAUACACUGGAUAUUCGUUCGAUAGGCUAUUUCCUGAUGGCCUGUUUCCUACUGAUAAUAAUCAAAACAGUCGAAGGAAGGCAGCUGAGGCCAGGGAUCUACUUAGUAAGAUGCUAGUCAUUGAUCCAGAGCUGCGAAUAUCCGUGGACAAAGCUUUAAAGCAUGAGUACAUUAAUGUGUGGUACGAUGCUGAAGAGGUUGAUGCUCCUGCUCCAGAGCCAUAUGAUCAUAGCGUUGAUGAAAGGGAGCACACAGUCGAGCAAUGGAAGGAGUUAAUUUAUGAGGAAGUAAUGGACUAUGAAGCACACAAUACAAGUAAUAUUACCCGGUAGGACAAGAAGUAUUCCUUAAUAAGUCAAUAGCUUAUCAACAAUACAACAAUUUUAUUAAAAAAAUAUAUAGUAAUCACAACUACAAAUAAUAAUAAACAUAAAGUUUAAUGUA
Drosophila sulfurigaster albostrigata is the source of this 1432-nucleotide messenger RNA. RefSeq names its product stress-activated protein kinase JNK (gene bsk). Gene Ontology annotation, biological process: protein phosphorylation; JNK cascade. Gene Ontology annotation, cellular component: nucleus; cytoplasm. The transcript has 7 exons. NCBI's taxonomy places the organism in Eukaryota, Metazoa, Arthropoda, Insecta, Diptera, Drosophilidae. Gene Ontology annotation, molecular function: ATP binding; JUN kinase activity. Bases 208 to 1320 code for a protein of 370 amino acids. The record is from RefSeq and is a predicted model, not a curated record.